Molecule: messenger RNA, 6265 nt
Organism: Acanthopagrus latus (yellowfin seabream)
Lineage: Eukaryota; Metazoa; Chordata; Actinopteri; Spariformes; Sparidae
Product: unconventional myosin-Ic-like
Exons: 32
Coding region: 495-3572 (1025 amino acids)
Biological process (GO): actin filament organization; vesicle transport along actin filament
Cellular component (GO): myosin complex; cytoplasm; plasma membrane
Molecular function (GO): ATP binding; microfilament motor activity; actin filament binding
Source: RefSeq, a predicted model, not a curated record
UGCCACACCACUCCCAUAGGGGUUUUUGGGGAAGUGAGUCCCGACCGAAGCGCGAACUGUCAGUUUCUUUUUCUCAUAUCAACAGCUUCAUUUAUCAUUUUCACCACUUAUAUAUUUAAAUAUGACAGAGUGUUGACCACCAGAGGAGGUUCAGCUGUGUGCUGAGGUUGCAGUGUGACCGGGAGAGGCUCCAGCUGUAGCACCGUCCGCUGUGGGAGCGCCGGUGUGGACUGGGAGUGGUGGGAGGGUCAGGACAAACCCGGCACGACUUCCACGCUCACUGUACUGUAGAUGCCUAGUGGCGCACAGCAGCCGACCACUGACUGACUGUCUGACUGACUGUCUGGGCUGACAGGCUUACACCAGAGGUACCGGACCAGAUAUCCCCAACACCGUAACUCUGUCUGGAGGUUAAACGCGUAAAGAAGAGAAAGGACGACGCCGUUUUCUGACUCGGCUGUUUGAAGGUGGUGGCUAGUGACGGGGUGCGGGCUAUGAUGGAGUCCGCCCUGACAGCCAGAGACCGGGUGGGCGUGCAGGACUUUGUCCUGCUGGAGAACUUCACCAGCGAGGCUGCCUUCAUAGAGAACCUGCGCAAACGCUUCAAAGAGAACCUCAUCUAUACAUACAUUGGUUCAGUGCUGGUGUCAGUUAACCCAUACAAGGACCUGGAGAUCUACACCAAGAACCACAUGGAGCGAUACCGUGGAGUCAACUUCUACGAGGUCUCACCACACAUUUAUGCAGUGGCAGACAACUCAUACCGUUCCCUGAGGACAGAGAGAAAGGACCAGUGCAUCCUCAUCUCCGGGGAGAGCGGUGCUGGGAAGACGGAGGCGUCCAAGAAGAUCCUGCAGUACUACGCCGUCACCUGUCCAGCCAGCGACCAGGUGCAGACCGUCAAAGACCGCCUGCUGCAGUCCAACCCUGUGCUGGAGGCUUUUGGCAAUGCGAAGACAUUGCGUAACGACAACUCGAGCCGCUUUGGAAAGUACAUGGACAUUCAGUUUGACUUCAAGGGUGCCCCCGUUGGUGGCCACAUAAUCAACUACCUGCUGGAGAAGUCCCGCGUUGUCCACCAGAACCACGGGGAGAGGAACUUUCACAUUUUUUACCAGCUGAUCGAGGGAGGGGAGGAGGAUCUGCUGAGGCGCCUGGGCCUGGAGAGGAACCCUCAGCAGUACCAGUACCUGGUCAAAGGUAACUGUCCCAAAGUGAGCUCUAUCAACGAUCGCAGUGAUUGGAAGGUGGUGAGGAAAGCUUUGACCGUGAUUGGUUUCAGCGAGGACGAUGUUGAGGAGCUGUUGAACAUAAUCGCCAGUGUGCUUCACCUGGGAAAUGUGCAGUACGGCGGGGAAGAAGGCAAUGCCUGCAUCACUUCUGACACACAGAUAAAGUACCUGGCCAGGUUGUUAGGGGUGAAUGGCACAGUGCUGACUGAGGCACUCACACACAAGAAGAUAAUUGCCAAGGGAGAGGAGCUGAUGAGCCCUCUGAACUUAGAGCAAGCAUCAUCAGCUCGAGAUGCUUUGUCCAAGGCAGUGUACGGGCGCACCUUCACAUGGCUGGUGAACAAAAUCAAUGCUUCACUGGCAUAUACGGACGAUUCCUUUAAGAAUUACUCUGUCAUUGGCCUGCUGGACAUCUACGGUUUUGAGGUCUUCCAGAACAACAGCUUCGAGCAGUUCUGCAUCAACUAUUGUAACGAGAAGCUGCAGCAGCUCUUCAUCGAGCUCACCCUCAAGUCAGAGCAGGAGGAGUACGAGGCUGAAGGCAUCACGUGGGAGCCGGUGCAGUACUUCGACAACAAGAUCAUCUGUGAUCUGGUGGAGGAGAAGUUCAAAGGCAUCAUCUCCAUCCUGGACGAGGAGUGUCUGAGACCUGGAGAUGCCAGUGACCUCACCUUCCUAGAGAAACUGGAGGACACUGUUGGAGGACAUGCGCACUUUGUCACUCACAAGCUGGCAGAUGCAAAGACCCGGAAGGUAAUGGGCCGUGACGAAUUCAGACUGCUGCACUAUGCUGGAGAGGUCAACUACAAUGUCAAUGGAUUUUUGGACAAGAACAACGACCUGCUCUUCAGGAACUUAAAAGAAGUUAUGUGUAUGUCAGAGAAUAAGAUCCUGACCCAGUGUUUCGACCGGGAGGAGCUGAGUGACAAGAAACGCCCAGAAACGGCAGCCACCCAGUUCAAAGCCAGUCUGGCGAAACUCAUGGAGAUCCUCAUGUCGAAGGAGCCGUCGUACGUCCGCUGCAUCAAGCCCAAUGACUCCAAGCAAGCAGUUCGAUUCGACGAGGUGUUGAUCCGUCACCAGGUCAAGUAUCUGGGGCUGAUGGAGAAUCUGAGGGUGAGGAGAGCUGGAUUUGCUUACAGACGGCGCUACGAGGUCUUCCUGCAGAGGUAUAAGUCCCUGUGUCCAGACACAUGGCCUAACUGGCAGGGGAAACUGUCAGAUGGAGUGGCCACACUGGUCAAACACCUGGGAUACAAGCCUGAAGAGUACAAACUUGGCAGAUCCAAAAUCUUCAUCCGUUUUCCCAAAACCUUAUUUGCCACCGAAGAUGCUCUGGAGACCAGGAAACACAGUCUUGCCACCAAACUGCAGGCAGGAUGGAAAGGAUACAGCCAGAAGUCCAAAUACCAGAAACUUAGAAAAUCAGCUAUCGCCAUCCAGGCGUGGUGGAGGGGGAUCCUGGCUAGGAGGCGGGCCCAGCAGAGGCGACAGGCUGCCAAUACAAUCCGCAGGUUCAUCAAAGGCUUCAUCUACCGCCACAAGGAGCGCUGUCCAGAGAACGAGUACUUCCUGGAUUACGUGCGCUAUUCCUUCCUCAUGAAGCUGCGCAAGAACCUGCCCAAGAACGUCUUGGACAAGAGCUGGCCGACACCUCCUGCUGCUCUCACUGAGGCUUCAGAGCAUUUGCGUAAGCUGUGCAUGCAGAACAUGGUGUGGAGCUACUGCAAGAAGAUCAGUCCUGAGUGGAAGCUCCAGAUGGAGCAGAAGAUGACUGCCAGCGAGAUCUUCAAGGACAAGAAGGACAACUACCCACAGAGUGUGCCCAAACUGUUUGUCAGCACAAGACUCAAUGGAGAGGACAUUAAUCCCAAGGUUCUGCAGGCUCUGGGCAAUGAGAAGAUGAAGUACGCAGUGCCAGUCACCAAGUACGACAGGAAAGGUUACAAACCUCGUUCCCGUCAGCUGCUGCUCACCUCUAACAGUGCUGUUAUCGUAGAGGAGGGCAAACUCAAGCAGCGCAUCGACUAUGGAGCUCUGAAAGGUAUAUCAGUCAGCUCCCUCAGCGACGGCUUGUUUGUUCUGCAUGUGCCCAGUGAAGACAACAAACAGAAGGGAGAUGUGGUUCUGCAGAGCGACCAUGUGAUCGAGACCCUGACCAAGAUUGCCAUCUGCUCCGACAAAGUAAACAACAUCAACAUCAACCAGGGCAGUAUAAAGUUUACAGUGGGUCAGGGGAAAGAGGGCAUCAUAGACUUCACCCCCGGAUCAGAACUACUGGUGGCCAAGGCGAAGAAUGGACACUUGUCUGUGACUGCUCCCAGACUGAACUCCAGAUGAUGGCCACUCUGACCACGCACCAGGACCCUGAGACCUCCUGACGUCUCCCAUCCUCCAAUCACACAACCGCAGACCCCGCUCUGCUUAAGCCAAUCAGACGCCAGCUGUCACCACAUGGGUGGCAUAUGCUUCCAAUUAAAAUACGUACAAAUCCAGCAAAACUAAUUGAUAUAUUUAUGUUUAUAGAUAAUAUUUUUGGGAUUAAUACUAUUGCUGUUUGAAUAUUCUGAUUUUAUAUAUGAGGCCAAGGAAUAACAAAUAUUUUGGUGCAUUUUUCUGGCACCAUGUGUGUUUAUUGUGUUUUUUUGGGGGGGGGACAUGACCAAGAGAACGACGAGGGAAGUGUCAGGCCACAAUGAGAAGAAGGGGAUUGUUGUUGAUGAAAAUCAGGGUUAGUUGUUGUCUGUUGCCUCUUUUUUUUUCCUGUUUGCUCUUUCUGCUUGAUCGUCACACUGACACUACUUUUUCUAACCGGGGCGGAUUGCUUUGUACUGAGGCAUGAAGGUGUGUAGAAGAAGGCUGACAGUAUGUAGGAUAGCUGUUGAAAGGUUCAGGGACUGGACAAGAAUAACUCGUCAGUCAAACAGAGAUGCCUUGGCACGGUAGUGUCAGACAGUGGCUCGCUAAAUCAGAAAGAAUAGCUGAAUGUACUAUAUAUUUCCAAAAUCUAUUUGUAGAAUGAAGCUUGUCAUGAGGGAUUGACUACAUUAAAUAAACGGCAUACAGUGGAAAUACUGCAAAAAGGAACAAAGUACGUGAGAGGUGGCUGAGGAAAGGCCAAAGAAAGAUGAUAAAAGGCAGCAGUCAUUUGCCUUGAUCCCAGGUGCUCGUGCCUUCCUCUUUGACUAAUUUAUUCAUAGAUUGAGCUGAAAUAUUGAUGUAUGAAAACCAUGACACUCACAGGAGAAUGAGUCGAGUUAGAUAAAAGUGUAGAUAACCAACAUUAUUCCAGCAGCAGCUUCCUGUACAGAUGUUUCCUCCUUGAAUCGACGUAACCCGCUCUGACUUGACCCCGCCGUCUCAUUUGGCUGCAUUUCCUCUGAACUGGAGCUUCUGCCUCACUAUUACAGAGCUGGUCUUAUGGCUACACCUGGCUGAGUGUCAACUAUAUUUUUGUAACAGCCUAAAACGUUUUUUUUUUUUGUGCGCUGAUAACCAAAAAAAUCUCUCCACUUUUACAAGUCUAUGUCUUACAUUUGAAAUGUGAGAGUAAAACAAUCUGAGGCCAUAAAUGUUGAACCUGUACUUCAAAACUGUGUUCAGCCGAGGCAUGUCAAGUCAAAAACAGUGAUUUAAUAGCUGUGUGAUGUCAAGAUGUUUGUUUAAGUGUGACAUUUUUAAAGGAACAGUGACAUUUUGGUAAAUGUGUGUGACACCAUGCUCAGCUGUUGUGAAUAGGAAGGUACAGCCAGGAGACACGUCGCUUAGUUCAGGGAGAAGCAGGUAGCACUGACACACGUGGUUUUCUACAAAUCAAACAAACAAAACAAAGUGUGUUAAUUUGUAGAGUGAGAGGUGCUGGAAGGCAGACUGUGUUCCCUCUGAACAGAGCCAGGCCAGCUUUUUCCACUUGUCUUGCCAAGCUAACUGUUUCCUGGCUGUAAGCUUGCUUCAUAUGGAUCCUCGUUUAAGUUUCUGGCAUGAAAGCACAUUAGUACAUUCCCCAAAAUGUCUAAUCCUGUUGCAUAGAGCCAGAAAUCUAUAGUUCUUUUCAGAAUUUUGCUCCUUUGAGUGUAACAGAACAUUUCCGAGAAAGCUUCUAAGUUGUCACAUGACUCUAAAAUCUUGGUAGGAGUAAAAUAGUUGUGCAUCCUUCUAGAAGUACCACAGUGCUUCAGGCUGAGAGCCUCCUGUAGACAAACAUUUCUCUCUUACUCAGACCAAAGACUGAUUCUGAAAGUGAUUGAACAUUUGAGAGAAGCUCCAAAAUAUUUCCAAGAUUUUUUUUUUUUUUUUUUCCUUUCUUUCUUUUUUCCAAACCUUGCUCAGUGACAUACAUGUGGGUGGCAAGGCGGGUGCAAUAUGCCGAGGCAGGACUGUGCAACUGCACUUCAGAUAUACUAGCCAAAGACCCUAGUUGAUUUCUAGUGAUUAUCAGUUGUAUGAUUUAUAUGAUAUUAUUGUGUCGCUUCUAAUUGUCAUGUUGUUUUUCUGGAGGGCGAUCUGUUUGUACAGUUUGUGUUCUGUGUUAUAAAUGAGAGGUUCAAGCCAAGUGAGGUUUGCUGCAAAACAUUUUGGGAGAGAAAAGCUUCUAGUAUUGUUUGUUAACACAAACUUGUCCAUGUGCCUUGUCGAAUAGCAAUACAGCCGAUUUGUGUGGGAUUAUGAAAGAAAUACCUCGGUGGCAGAGUCUUGUCGGGCCAUUUCUGAAUGUUCUCCCAGCAGCACCCAAAGGUCUCCUCCCUCUGUGUGUAUAAGCUUUACUCAAACCAAAUCCUUUAAAGUUUAUCUAUUGACUUACAGAUGCACUCCUGUUAUCGAUCCUGACUUACUGUAUGCACCACACCAAUGUAUAAUUAUGCCAACACACUAAAAGAUAAGAUACUAAAGAUUUGAAUACAUUUGAAUAGUAAAUGCAAACUGAUGAAUGGCUGUUUGUGGUUUGUUCUGUUCUUCCGCUGUCUGUGUCCUUGUGUCUAAUGUAACAGUUGUACCCUAUAUUUCAAUAUUAAAAACUCAAUAAUAGUCUUAAA